Molecule: messenger RNA, 1091 nt
Organism: Myotis brandtii (Brandt's bat)
Lineage: Eukaryota; Metazoa; Chordata; Mammalia; Chiroptera; Vespertilionidae
Product: importin subunit alpha-1
Exons: 2
Coding region: 45-1091 (348 amino acids)
Biological process (GO): NLS-bearing protein import into nucleus
Cellular component (GO): nucleus
Molecular function (GO): protein binding; nuclear import signal receptor activity
Source: RefSeq, a predicted model, not a curated record
AAGCCUGAGCACCUGUGUGGAGCUUCUCCCUUUGUCUUAUAACCAUGUCCACCAACGAGAAUGCUAAUUCGCCAGCUGCCCGCCUUAACAGAUUCAAGAACAAGGGGAAAGACAGUACAGAAAUGAGGCGGCGCCAAAUAGAAGUUAAUAUGGAGCUGAGGAAAGCUAAGAAGGAUGACCAGAUGCUGAAAAGAAGAAAUCUGAGCUCCUUUCCCGAUGAUGCUAUGUCUCCACUGCAGGAAAACUGCAAUAACCAGGGCACUGUAAAUUGGUCUGUUGAGGACAUUGUCAAAGGCAUAAAUAGCAACAAUUUGGGAAGCCAGCUCCAAGCUACUCAGGCUGCAAGGGAACUGCUUUCUAGGGAAAAACAGCCUCCCAUAGACAACAUAAUCCAGGCCGGUUUGAUCCCAAAAUUUGUGCACUUCUUGGGCAGAACUGAUUGUAGUACCAUCCAGUAUGAAUCUGCUUGGGCCCUCACUAACAUUGCUUCCGGCACUUCGGAACAGACCAAGGCUGUAGUAGAUGGAGGCGCUAUUCCAGCAUUCAUUUCUCUGUUGGCAUCUCCCCACGCUCACAUCUGUGAACAAGCCGUAUGGGCUCUAGGAAAUAUUGCAGGUGAUGGUUCAGUUUUCCGAGACUUGGUUAUCAAGUAUGGUGCUGUUGGCCCACUGUUGGCUCUUCUUGCAGUUCCUGAUAUGUCAUCUUUAGCAUGUGGUUACUUACGUAAUCUGACCUGGACACUUUCAAACCUUUGUCGCAACAAGAAUCCUGUACCCCCAUUAGAUGCUGUUGAGCAGAUUCUUCCUACUUUAGUUCGUCUCCUGCAUCAUGAUGAUCCAGAAGUAUUAGCUGCUGAGAAACUAGGUGAAACUGAGAGACUAAGUAUAAUGAUUGAAGAAUGUGGAGGUUUGGACAAAAUUGAAGCUCUACAAUACCAUGAAAAUGAGUCUGUGUACAAAGCGUCACUAAACUUGAUUGAGAACUAUUUUUCUGUAGAGGAAGAGGAAGAUCAAAAUGUUGUGCCAGAAACUACCUCUGAAGGUUAUACAUUCCAAGUUCAGGAUGGCACUCCUGUGACCUUUAACUUUUAG